Molecule: messenger RNA, 589 nt
Organism: Mytilus californianus (California mussel)
Lineage: Eukaryota; Metazoa; Mollusca; Bivalvia; Mytilida; Mytilidae
Product: zinc finger protein 593-like
Exons: 3
Coding region: 84-494 (136 amino acids)
Molecular function (GO): nucleic acid binding; zinc ion binding
Source: RefSeq, a predicted model, not a curated record
CUGGUCUGGCUUUUAUUUCACACACUUCCGGCUAUUGCACGUGUAUAAACACAAAUUUUAUUUAUUUUUUUCUGAAUAUAACGAUGGGAAGGUACGCCAGAAAGAAGCAACAUAAAGGAGAUAAACCUUUGAAAGAAAAGUACCGAACGAAAAGAAAGACAAAAGAUUUAGACCAAAUUCACGAAGAUAUGUUACCUAAAAAUUCAACCAAACUUCUGGAGCAAGAAGUAAAUUUAGAUAAACCAGGCGGAGCUCAAUUUUAUUGUCUUCAUUGUGCAAAAUAUUGCAUAAAUAACCAGGCUCUGAAAGAACACUUUAGAAGUAAACCUCAUAAGAGAAGGGUAAAAGCAUUACAGGUAGAACCCUACACACAAGAGGAGGCAGACAGAGCUGCUGGUAUGGGAUCUUACAAAGAACCAAAAAAACUACAGGUGGAAACACAGUCAAUUAAAGAAGAUAUGGACACUGAACUUUGUGAAGAAGACAAAACAUGACUGACAUAUGAUCAGAAUAAAUUAGCUGUGAUAAUAUUUGUUGACUAAAAGGAAGGAAAAAUGUGCACACAAUAAGUAAAAUGUUUAAACUCUAA